AUGUCUUGGGACAAAGAUCAAGAUUAUCGAGGUGAUAAUAUCAAUGAUGACAUCAUGGAUCCUCAACAACAAGGCGGAGUCUUCCAGGGAAAUCAAGGUCGAGAUUUCAAUGAUGAUCAAUUCAAUCCCAAUUACAAUAGUCCAGGCAGUUUGGACAGAUCUGCCAUGGAUGAAGGUGGCUAUGAGGAAGGAGGUGUUGGAGGUAUCAAAGACUAUGUGAAGGACAAGAUUAAGAGUAAGAUCUUUGGCAGUAGAUACAACGAAGGAAAACGAGAUUUCGGUGAGGAUGAGCAAGGUUAUAGAGAAGGAGGUAGUGGCAACCGAGAUGAUGAAUAUUAA
Messenger RNA from Naegleria fowleri, 339 nucleotides. RefSeq lists its product as uncharacterized. Bases 1 to 339 code for a protein of 112 amino acids. The transcript has a single exon. The record is from RefSeq and is a predicted model, not a curated record. Lineage: Eukaryota; Heterolobosea; Eutetramitea; Acrasida; Naegleriidae.